Molecule: messenger RNA, 4111 nt
Organism: Athalia rosae (coleseed sawfly)
Lineage: Eukaryota; Metazoa; Arthropoda; Insecta; Hymenoptera; Athaliidae
Product: UBA-like domain-containing protein 2
Exons: 4
Coding region: 726-1121 (131 amino acids)
Molecular function (GO): protein binding
Source: RefSeq, a predicted model, not a curated record
GUGUAAUCGUCAUAAUAAUAGUGUAAAUACUAUAGAACGUGAAAUACACGGCGUUCUAGAAGCUCGGUCUAAAAAUACCGAUCGACGUUCUUUUUAAAAGAAAUAAACUCGUCAACCAUCAAAAUUGCAAUCCGCUCGUCGGAAUCGCGCGCUUCCUGAUUUCGCCACGGCAAAAGAUCAGAUAAAACAAAUAAUAAUAAAAAAAAAAAACCAUAAUAUUACGGUUGUUUGACGAAGCGGGGCGGAUUCUCGCGAUAAUAAUAAUCGGAAGAGGGGAGUGAGUUCGCCGAAGGUAACGGCCCCAAACACGGGGACGCCUUCCACAGAAUUGAAAUUGUUGGUUGCUUGCGUUAUAAUAACCCGUGACGUCACGCGUAGUCUUUUGCCUCCGGUCUGGGAUGAGUAGUUUUGAAAACAAGUAGAGAAGUUCAGCCUGCCUGCCGUACGUUCGUUGGUCGGUUGGUGUUUUUUUUUUCCAUCGUGGUGCGAAGAGCAUUGUUUUGUGCUGCGCGUUUUUUUUUUUUCGAUUGAAGAGUGUUUUCUGAAACGCUGUUGUCCCCGCAGCGGAACGGCAGUAUAUACGAGUGAUCGUGAAAAGGGUGAAAUAAUAAACUCCCUAGUGAAUCGUAGUCAGGCAAAGGUGGUAGGAAAGAACAAAACAAACCAUAAUAAUAGUAAAUAAAAAUACAAACAAAAACAAAAGAGGCAAAACAGUCCGCUUUAAAAUGGACGCGCUCAGGGAACAGGUGAUGAUUAAUCAGUUCGUUUUGGCAGCGGGAUGCGCCAGGGAACAGGCCAAGCAGCUUCUUCAGGCGGCGCAUUGGCAAUUCGAGACCGCGCUCAGUAUAUUUUUCCAAGAAGCAGCCAUACCUUCCUGUGCCCAAGGGCCUGGGACACAUUUUGGACAGAUCACACCCUGCAAUACUCCAGCUACACCUCCAAAUUUUCCAGACGCUCUAUUAGCGUUCUCCAAGAUGUCGGCAGGGGAUAAAACGCCGUCUGGCAUGUCUCCUAGUCAGAAUGGCCAAGUACCACAGCAGCAUCCUGGUGGUAGGUGUAGCGUUUCUGGUACGCAGCAGCAAACCAGCCAAUCUUUUGGACUUGGGGAGCCACAGAGAUAAAACAAACCUACCUGCGUGCAAUAUAAAUUGCAAAUGUAAUAAUAAUAAUGUUACGCUCCCUGAGAAAUAGGAUGCAGAUUGCCGUGAGAAGUUUUGUUCUUUAGAAACGGCUAUUGUCCAGAGUGUGGCGGAAAAGAGUUCCAUCCGGGGGAUGGUCGGCGUGUGGCGAAUUGCUUGAAUUUUUUGAUAUCAUUAUGAAAUGGCGUGUAACCCACAGCUAGCACUGUAACUAGACGUUUAGUAACCAUGUACACGCAACUCUCAAAAAAAUCUGACAUAUCCUUUCUAGGCUGUAGAUUCUUUAGGUGUUUACUAAUUCUACUGCUUUUCAUAGUCGAUCUAAUAUGCCGGAGAGAAGUGUUCGAUCCUUUCGAGGUAUUUAGUAAGUUAGAAAUGUAAAGUUUCUUAAAGUACCUGAAUACCGAAGUUGAACACCAAAUUUCGAGUUACUUUUCUUUUUUGAGUGAUUCAAAAGUAAUAACACAUGGCCAUCCCCAAAUAACAGGGAAAACAAACUAAUAGAUAAAAAAGAUAGAAAUGGACAAAAAACUGCUGCUACUGUGUACGUUAUCCUUUUAACGUAACAAUUAAAUAAUUGUUUACCUGCACUCGAAUAGUUGCUAAUAGAUACGAUGAUUCGUUUUUUAUUGUUAUCAUAUUUAUUAGGCAAAUCAUUUUAUUGUGUCUUCUGUUUACUCCGAUGUUCUCAGGCACAAAAAAUCGGAGUGUUCUAUCGGAAAGAUGCAUCGAGUAGCUAUUCUGAUGGAAUACGAACCUUCUGUUCAAACUUUCUAUUUAAGCGUAUGUGAGAAAAUCCGACAAGAUAGAUAUCCAUUAAUUUUACACAAGUUUGAUUUAUUUGUUCCGUCACCUUCAGAAUCUAUGACAAAGGCUCAAAAUCUUUGUGUGAAAAAUGCUCCGAUAUCAGCUUGAGAAUAAAAUGUCUUUGGUUAUAAGCUGGAGGCUUUUUUGAUCGUUAAGUUUAACUUCUAUUUAACUUUAUUUAUACUAACUAAUAUUUAAAUGUCCUGUGACGACGGAUGAGUGGAUAAAAACUUGCUUCCGAGUUAUCCAAAUUCCUGUUUUUGAGCACAUUGUUUUUUUCAGUUAUUUAGUGGUUAAAUUUUACAUUUACAACUGCCCAUUUCACUGUAAUUUUAAUAAGAGAACAUUGCUCGCAGCAUUGACUGCCGUUGAAUUUUUUCUCUAGGUUAAAACUCCACGCAACGAAUUUUUAUCUGUAAAAGACGAAUGAAAUUCAGUCUGAAAGGCUUGUAACCAAACGCAUGAAAAAAUGAUACAAUCAACUGUGACCUUUAACAAACUGUGUAAUUGAUAACAUGCGCGAAAAGUGUAGUGAUAUUGUAAAUUGUAAGAAUCGUUCGCGAAAGGUUGUAGUCAAGUGACAACAAAUUAACGAUUAAUCAUAACUGUAAAUGUAGUCCACUGCUAAGAUUGAACGAAGAGAAAAAGCAGAGGCCAACCGACGAUAGGAACGAGAUCAAUUUGACGCGCGGCUGGUAUUUGUUUUCAUCUGCGUUGAUCAGAGUCGGUAGUAUUCACCUCCUGAGUUCACAUUUUGCGUAAAUCAUUGUAAGCCCAUCGAACCAUGUCCGUAGGUACUAUUAUUUGUUAAGACUAUAUUAUCGCCAUAAUUACUGUCGCAAACUAAGCGUGCUCCGUGCGCACAACACGAGACGACCGUAUAUCGAUUGUUUAACGAUAUGUACGGGAGGGAAGUCAGAGAAAAUUUGACGAAUCGAACUGAAAAAAAGAGAAGCAGAUGGAAGCGACCGGGAAAGAGAACGUGAUGAGCGAUUAUUCGAACUCAAUGUAAUUGUACGAUGUUUUAAAACAUUUCUACGCCGCUGAUUUCGGUAGAGAUUGAGGUUCGAGUAAAUUAUGGGCAAAAAAUUUCCCGAGCUUCUUCACAGAUUCCGUGCAUAUUUUCGUCUUUGCCUUACCGAAGGUAACACGACGAUCGAAGCGUUUCUUUCUGGAAGUAUUUAGCCAGAAAUGUUCUUUGACAAUAACUUUUGACCUGCGUAAAUUUGUAACCAUGUUUUUUCUCUUCUCCGUAUUUUUCGAUUAUAAUUUAUUAUUUUUUUCUAUUCUUACAAGGUAGUUUCUUUCCAUUUGUAUCUUCUCAUUUGCUUUUUCUAUUAACCUACGUAUUCAGGUACGUAAACACGAUACGUUCAACCUCGCGUGGCUUGAACGAUUAUUUAUUGGAUAAAAUAACUAUAGAGUUUCAUUCACGUUGAAAUGGUCUAGUGCCGUAUUUUGCUAUCAACUACAGAGCAACUUUAGUUAUUAUUUUGCAACAAUUUAAUUGAUUAGUUGUAAUCACUUCGUGGAAUGGUAGCAAAUUAUCUGAACACUCGACCCCUCAAAUCCUGAACAAAUAGCUCUCUACUGUAUCCAUAUAAUUGAAGGCAAAUUUCUUUUCUUUUUUUUUUCUUUCUUCGUUUUGAUUGAUGGUGAUCGAUUUUUUUGUCGUCUUUCGGUCGUUCUAGUCGAAUUGAAAAAAAUUAAUGAAUAAAUAGUAAUAAAAAGUAAGAGAAAGAGGCUUGACGAUGAGUAUUUCUCGCUUGUGAGGCGAUUAUUGUUUUUUCAUGAAUUAUCCGGUUUCAUGAUCUACUUGUUUAUAUUUUGAGAAAAACCGUUGACGUUUGAAGGUCCGUUACAAUUGUGUUGUGAUGUUUGCUGCUACUCUAUCGAUGCUAAUAUUUCGUGUAAAUAAAAUUAGAGAAUUAGAAAUAUUACGCGACGUUUUAUUGAAGACGAGCUCUAAUACUCCUGAGCAUUUCCUUACGUUUAAUUGUAACGAUUCAUACCUAUAGAUAUAAUUUAUGUAUAAAUAAAAACAUUUAAGAUUAUUACAGUUAUAAAAAUCGUUUUAACUGAUUACUACAGUAAUUAUAUAUAUUAAAAAGAUUAUUGUUCGUGUAAAUAAUUACAAAUAACUAAAUAAAUACUGAAUAAUGGUG